Messenger RNA from Cetraspora pellucida, 369 nucleotides. The record is from the annotation of a GenBank genome assembly. Lineage: Eukaryota; Fungi; Glomeromycota; Glomeromycetes; Diversisporales; Gigasporaceae.
AUGAGUAAUACCAAUAGUAUUACCAAAAAUUUUCUUGUUGAAAGUACAAGUGAGGUUACAAAUACUUUGAAAAGAGUUGAAGAUGAAAAUCAACAUUUAUUCAAAAAUGAAAACGAAUCAAAAAGUAGUUCAAGAUCCGUUUCUAAAAGUAAAUGUAUUCUAUGUGUGCCAACAAUAUCAGGUUUUGAUAUUUCACAAGCAGUUAGAUUAAUGAAACCACCAAUUUCAAAUAUACCAAUUAUCGCAUUAACUUCUUUACCCUUAGAAGAAAUAUAUGACAAUUAUAUAAAGUCAGGAAUGAAUGAUUAUUUAACAAAACCUCUAAGUUCAAAUCAACUUGAAAAUAUUUUAAAUAAAUGGAUUAGUUAG